GUUGCUGUUGUCAAAAUGGAAGCAAAGCAGCUCUUGCACACCGCAGCACUUCGCGCAGCUCCAUUUCACACGGCCACACUCCGCUGCUGAAGGAUCGUAGCUAUUGUUGCAUCUCUCGUCUCCUCCUUCCUUCCUCCCUCUUUCCCCUCCCUUCACUCAUCCAUCCAUCCGUCCACCCCCUCCCUGCUCUCCGCACACGCACACCGAUUUUCGCAUCGCCUCCUCCGGCACGAUGACCAACGAUUCCCCGGAGGAGACCCGAGCUCCGGGCGGCGGCGGCGGCCGCGAAGGAGGAAGAGGAGGAGGAGGAGGAGGGAAAGGAAACACACGGAGGAACCGAGCGGACGACAAUGUCACCAUCCUGACAUCCUCCAUGGAUCUACAGAGAGCCAGCCGGAGCCGAGCCAGCAGCAGCAACGAAGCCGCCCCGAGCAUCACCUCCUCCCUGGAGCUGAGCAUCCAGACGCGGAUCUUUAAGAUCAUCGUCAUCGGGGACUCGAACGUGGGGAAGACCUGCCUCACCUUCCGCUUCACCGGGGGGAGCUUCCCCGACAAGACCGAGGCCACCAUCGGCGUGGAUUUCCGGGAGAAGGCGGUGGAGAUCGAAGGGGAGACUAUCAAGGUGCAGGUAUGGGACACAGCGGGCCAGGAGCGUUUUCGCAAAUCCAUGGUGGAACACUACUACCGCAAUGUCCACGCCGUGGUCUUUGUGUACGACGUCACCAAGAUGGCUUCCUUCCGCAACCUACAGACGUGGAUAGAGGAGUGUAAUGGCCAUCGGGUCUCAGCAUCAGUGCCUCGAGUCCUGGUGGGGAACAAGUGUGACCUCGUGGACCAAAUACAGGUGCCCUCCAACAUGGCGCUGAAGUUCGCCGACUCCCACAACAUGCUGCUGUUCGAGACGUCGGCCAAGGACCCGAGGGAGAGUCAGAACGUGGACUCCAUCUUCAUGUCGCUGGCGUGCCGCCUCAAGGCCCAGAAAUCCCUGCUCUACAGAGACGUGGAGAGGGAGGACGGCAGGGUGCGGCUCACACAAGAGACUGAAACAAAGAGCAGUUGUCCUUGUUGA
Cyclopterus lumpus (lumpfish) is the source of this 1069-nucleotide messenger RNA. It is a transcript of the gene rab33a, whose product is annotated as RAB33A, member RAS oncogene family. The transcript is spliced from 5 exons. Gene Ontology annotation, biological process: Rab protein signal transduction. Gene Ontology annotation, molecular function: GTP binding; GTPase activity. NCBI's taxonomy places the organism in Eukaryota, Metazoa, Chordata, Actinopteri, Perciformes, Cyclopteridae. The coding region runs from base 233 to 1069 and encodes 278 amino acids. Gene Ontology annotation, cellular component: endosome; Golgi apparatus. The record is from RefSeq and is a predicted model, not a curated record.